CACGCCUUGGGGUGUCCAUCCUCCUCGACCACACCAUGCGGCAGUCAGUGGGUAGAACUUGGCCGGGGAUGUUUCAGGUCGUCUCCCCUCUGUAGUAUAGAACUCGGAUGAGGCUUGGUUUUAGAGCCCGCAUGGAAACCCUCCGGCGAGGCCUCACACAGCCCAAUCGCUUUUUUCUAAUUAUCAAGUGCUUACCCAGGUGAGAAAAAAAGGGGUGUGACAGACCACCAUGGCGCAUCUCGAAGCAAUCGCUCCUCAUGUGGCGGCAUAUCCGUACAGCGAUGGCAAGAGGGCGGGCCCGCGGGUUAAAUUCCCGGAUACGGCCGCGUUCUCGGGGAUGAACAAGCCGUCGCGCUUCGAAGGCGACAUCACCGACCUCGAGGUCACAGGCGUCAUCCCGCCCGACAUCAACGGCACGUUCUACCGUGUGCAACCGGACCACCGAUUCCCUCCUCUAUUCGAGGAUGAUAUUCAUUUUAAUGGAGACGGAAGCGUCACGGCGAUCCACAUCGCCAAUGGGCAUGCCGACUUCAAACAACGGUACGUGCGGACGGACAAAUUCCUGAAGGAAGAGGAGGCGCGGCGAGCGCUGUUCGGACGGUACCGGAACCCGUACACGGACAACGAGAGCGUCCGGGGUGUGAUACGGACGGUGUCGAACACAAACGUGACCUUCUGGCGCGGCAUGCUGCUCGCGAGCAAGGAGGACGGCCCGCCGUUCGCCAUGGACCCCGUCACUCUCGAGACUAUCGGGCGCUACGACUUCGAGGGCCAGAUCACCGCGCCCACUUUCACCGCCCACCCCAAGUUCGACCCGGACACGGGAGAGAUGAUAUGCUUCGCGUACGAGGCUGGCACUGACGGCGCUGACUGCGAGGCCGACGUCGUCACUUGGACCUUCGACGCCGACGGCCGCAAGAUCGAGGAGCUCUGGUUCAAGGCUCCCUUCGCCGGCAUGAUCCACGACUGCGGUGUCUCCAAGAACUGGAUCGUCCUGCCCCUCACCCCGCUCAAGAUGUCCCUCGACCGCCUCAAGGCCGGCGGCAACAAGUUCGCCUGGGACCCGAACGAGGACCAGGUCUACGGCCUUGUGCCCCGCCGCGGUGGUAAGCCCGAGGAUGUCAAGUGGUUCCGCGCCGACAAUGGAUUCCACGGGCAUGUUGCGGGUUGCUACGAGGACGAGUCGGGGCAUGUCGUCUUCGACCUGACCGUCGCCGACGGCAACGUCUUCUUCUGGUUCCCGCCGGACGGGCAGUCGGCCGACGCCUCAGCGCGCCAGCGCCUCAGCAGCCCGACGUGCCGCUGGGUCUUCGACCCGGCUGCUAAGUCUGGGUCGCGCGUGCGCCCGCACCUGUCCUGGUCCACGAGUGGCGAGUUCUCGCGCAUCGACGACCGCGUCGUCACCAAGCCGUACCGCCACUUCUGGCAGCUGCGCGUCGACCCCUCUCGCCCUUACGACUUCGCCCGCUGCGGCCCCCCCGCCGGCGGCCUCUUCAACUGCAUGGCCCACUACACCUGGGCCGACGACCCCUCGGACCCGGCCGCCGGCGGGGCUGUUGGCGAGGAGGACGUCUGGUUCGCUGGCCCGACUGCCACCUUCCAGGAGCCCGUCUUCAUCCCGCGCGCCGGCAGCACCGACGAGGGCGACGGCUAUCUCGCCGCCCUGAAGAACAACCUCGACGAGUUGCGCAACGACGUCGUCAUCUGGGACGCGCGCAACCUCGCUGCCGGGCCCCUCGCCACCAUACAUCUCCCCCUCCGCCUGCGUCUCGGCUUUCACGGCAACUUCGUUGACAGCCGCGACAUCGAAACCUGGCAGCGUCGCCGCGAGGGCGAGCUCGGCCCCGUGCAGCCCGCCAAAGAGCCUCUACCCUGGCAGAAGGACCUCGCCGCUGCAAACGGUACGACAAACGGCCACCGGCAGAACGGCCAUGCCAACGGCGCGACGAACGGGGGUGGAACAAAUGGGGCAUCGCAAGGUCUGGGGACAUUUGUGUGAAACAUAACCCCGGAAUAUUAAGGGGGUAAACAUCGAACGGAAACGGCAUAAUCGAAGUAGCUAUAUGUCUAUUAAGUUAAUUUCAUUGAUAUCCUGGUCGUUGAUUCCCU
Molecule: messenger RNA, 2109 nt
Organism: Durotheca rogersii
Lineage: Eukaryota; Fungi; Ascomycota; Sordariomycetes; Xylariales; Xylariaceae
Product: carotenoid oxygenase
Exons: 5
Coding region: 230-1999 (589 amino acids)
Biological process (GO): carotene catabolic process
Molecular function (GO): carotenoid dioxygenase activity
Source: RefSeq, a predicted model, not a curated record